GGGCUAGUAGUUGAGCCGCAGUGCGGGCGGGAGGUGCACGUGGCCUGAUGAGGCGCGGGUCAGCUGGAAUGGUAACCCUGUGUUCGGUAAAAGAAGACUUAUACUGUGCUGCGACGAGCGGAGCGAAGCUGCUGCGGUCUCACAGACAGGUUUGUUACAGUUGUGGCUGCUGAAUCGUCCCGGAGUACUGCAUCGUUGCUUGAAGGGGACUGUAAAGCUGAAAUAGCAAACCAGCUGCUGUGGGUACAACAGAAAAAGCGACUCUCGGCUCUAAGCUGGUGGUGUUACUGUCAAGAUGGAUCGAAUCAUCGGCAUGCUGUGGCUCGUGCUGCUCCCCACAGUCACAGCAAGCCUCAUGGUAACUGAGGAUUCUGUGAGCAGCGGUAAAUGGUUCAAUGUCACCAUAAGAGAUGACAUUACACCCGGCAACAAAACUAUGGACGGCAAUACCAGUGUCAACGAAAUGAUGGUCUUCGCGUCACGCUUCAACUACUCUCUAAACCUUCAAGCCAUCAAGGUGAUGAUCCGCGGUAACAUUGGGAAGCCGUCGCCGUCUGCCGAGGACCCACUGGUGGUCAGUGUACGAAACUGGGCAGGCGGACAUACCAUCUCGGUGCCGUACCUCACGUACGACAGACAUGGUCAGAUGCUGGCCAUCCAGGAUCACGCCACGCGCUACCUCUGCCCCGCCGAGCCCGGCCAGCCAGAGCAUGCCAUUGUGAGCGUCGGCACCGGGCACCUCCCCGCCAGCCAGUCGUUCCACUUCCAGGUAACGUUCCAGCGCAUCGGCCACUGGAGCCUGACACUGGACGCGCCGGAGAAACUGCUGAUUGAGCCACCGGACCCGGGCCUGUUCGCCUUCCGCUGGCCGGCGAAGGGCCCGCCCCAGCUGCUGCUGAAAGUCGACACCGUGCAGAUGCCCCAGGUGUGCACCACAGUGGCGCUGCAGCCGCGCGUCUGUCCGCUGGCCCAGACGGAGGCCGAGCUGGUGACCGCGUCCACGUUCUUCACUAUGUCCUCCGCAGGCGAGCUGGUCGUCGACCGGAAGCAAUUCCCCGACGGAUUCUAUCUGCUGCUGCUGCCGCACGUCAACGACGUGCUCUGCGACCCGCAUGCGCCACCGCUGACCAACAUCACGCGCAAGAAGACGGUGAUGGUGACACUGACGGAGCACCAGCUGCCGGUGAGCCUGCUGGCGGCACCGAUCGUGCUGGCCGUGCUUCUGCUAGUUGCCGGCGCAGCCAGUGCGUGCCUGCUGAGGCGUGACCUGACGGCGCCGCGCCUCGACCUGGAGCCGGACGCGGAAACGGAGCGACCACGAGGCGGCUCGCUGACGCUCUCCGAGGACCUGCUGCUGGACGGUCAGAUGGAGGAGGAGCCGACCCUGCAGGUGCAGGAGGCGCUGCCGGCCCGCUCGCCAGUCAGUCUGCUGAUGGCGGCCGGCCUGCUACUGCUGGCGCUCGGCGGCGAGGCCGCGCUGACUGCGUUCCGCCUGCUACGUCGCUCCGGAGACCUGGACGUGUGUUACAGAAACGAGCUGUGCAGUCUCACCAGCGCUGGAGUGCCGGGACUGAACCACGUCGUGGCCCGGCUGCCGUACAUAGGCGCCGGGCUGGGGCUGCUGAUAUGCCUGCGCGUCCAGAGAACCAUCUACCGCAGAGUCACCAUCGACGGCACUAUCAAGAUCGGGGCGCCACACGAGUGGAGUCUGCUGGAGGCGGCCGCGCUGGCCCUGGUCGCGCAGGGACUGCUCAGCGCUCUCCAGAGCACCUGUCCCGGGCCGACCAACGCGCCUCUGGACGCGGCGUUCAUCUAUUUUGCCCUGACCGCGAUGGCGUGCAAGCUGUUCCAGACACGUCGCGGCGUCUGGGCGGCGGGCCACUACGCGCCGCUGCUGCUCACAGGAGCCCUGGUGCUCGCCGAGCUGGUGGAACAGCGUGCCGGUCACGAAUGGUACGUCUGGGUAGUGCUGGGUUUGCUGCACAUGCUGGCCACGGUGGUGAUUGGUGUCCAGCUGUACGUGCUCGGCGAGAUUUCCGCCGAUCCGGGGGCUCUGCGCCGCGUCUGGGACAAGUCUCACCUACCGCGCGAGUCGCCCAACUUCCAGAUCAACCGCGCCGCCUUCGCGCUCGUCAUGCUGGUCAACCUUUCACUGGUCAUCGGAGCGGGGGUCUCAAAGAUGGCCGAGUUGAGCCACUACGCCAUGCUCUUCUUCGCCAUCCACGCGGUGCUGUUCGCGCUCUACUACCUGCUGCUGAAGCUGGUGAAGAGCGAGGAGAGCGCCGGACGCGUGUCGCUCCUGCUGCUGGCCAUGGGACUGCUGCUGCUGGUGAGCGGAGUGGCCACGCUGGUCGGCUGGAGCACGAUGAGCACGGGCAGCACGCCGGCCGUCUCCCGGCUGAUGAGCCGGCCCUGUCUGCCUCACAGCCUGUUCGACACACACGACCUGUGGCACCUGCUGACGGCGCCGGCGCUGCUCUGUCUCGCCCUAGCCCUGAUCCUGCUGGAUGAUAACCUACUGCUCACGCCGCGGCUGGAGAUCACCCGCUUCUAGACGGCUCUCGGAGGGAAGCGGAUUGUUCGUAACUUUGGGUGGGUUUCCCUGUUCAGGCCAGUGGCCCCGACGUCCGUCAGGCCGCUUAUAUGUGUGCUGUACCAGCCUGAUGUGAGGUAAGAGCUACCUGAAUCGUCUGUAUAGAUAAGCUUACGAUUUCUGCUUGUAUGGAAAAUGUUCUAUAAACAUUUCUUUAGAAGAUCAAAUGGUCGGGAAUGACUUCAAAAAUCAUACAACCUGACAAUAUUUGCUGUUUCACCGGUGGAAGUGAAAAACGUCAUCACAUAAUGAUAGCGUCGCGUACCUACGAUUGUCAACUUGCCCAAUUUAUUUUGCGGGUAAUCGUGGACUUUUCUUAAUGACAAGUCCUCUGUUAUUUAGGUAUGUUUACCAUUUGAAAAGGCCUUGAAUAUUCAGUUCAUAUGUAUCAUUAUUUGUGCAAUCAGUUAAUCUGAUUUUAGCAGAGCUAUCGCCGACAAUCGUGGUCUCAUGGCCCCUGAAAACAUCGGGGGCAUGAUGACAUCAUUAUCAUGACGUGAUGUGAUAUGUUCAAGGAGAUAGUGUGAAGUACCGAUAACAUGUGGAAACAAGUGUGUGCGUUAGAUGUUGCUAACUCGGUAAAGCUAAAACGCCACGCUCGUAAAUGAAAAAUGUCAUUUUGUUGGACAAAAUGUGUCCUACGUGACCACGUGACAUGUUCCAUGUAUCUGCCAGUUUGCGUGCCUAAAUGAUAUGGAAUAUCAGGUGGUCGUAGUCAGACCUUUAUGUUGAUGUGCUAUGCAUCGUGCUUUCGUGCUCUAAUACAUCAACAAAUGAA
Molecule: messenger RNA, 3371 nt
Organism: Amphibalanus amphitrite
Lineage: Eukaryota; Metazoa; Arthropoda; Thecostraca; Balanomorpha; Balanidae
Product: cholesterol uptake protein 1-like
Exons: 1
Coding region: 296-2554 (752 amino acids)
Cellular component (GO): membrane
Source: RefSeq, a predicted model, not a curated record